GCGGGACGGCGGACUUGCGAGCUGGUGUCUUUGGCUCCCGUGCGGCGACUGCGAGCGAGAUUCUAAGAUGGGUGAUAUUGAGAAGGGCAAAAAGAUUUUUGUCCAGAAGUGUGCUCAGUGCCAUACCGUGGAGAAAGGAGGCAAACACAAGACUGGGCCCAAUCUCCAUGGUCUGUUUGGGCGGAAGACAGGUCAGGCACCUGGAUUCUCUUAUACUGAUGCUAACAAGAACAAAGGCAUCACCUGGGGAGAGGACACGCUGAUGGAGUAUUUGGAGAACCCCAAGAAGUACAUCCCGGGAACAAAAAUGAUCUUCGCUGGCAUUAAGAAGAAGACCGAGAGGGCAGAGUUGAUAGCUUACCUCAAAAAGGCUACUAAGGAGUAAUAGUUGGCACCGCCUUAUUUAUUACAAAAAUAUCUCAUGACUUUUUUAUGUGUACCAUAUUUAAUUCCAUCUCGUUCAUCAGAAUUCAGAUCAUGAGUGGCUGGUGUAGCGUUUUUGGUUUUUUUUUUUUUUUGUUGGACGGCCCUGAUUUAAGUAAGAUUGGCUUGUGUUUAAAUGACUUAUCAGCUUUUUGAAUUUUGAUAAUUCCAGGUCAGCAAGUGAAAAUCACUUUGCUCCUUCUAAA
This is a messenger RNA of Suncus etruscus (white-toothed pygmy shrew), 629 nucleotides long. RefSeq names its product cytochrome c. Bases 68 to 385 code for a protein of 105 amino acids. Gene Ontology annotation, biological process: mitochondrial electron transport, ubiquinol to cytochrome c; mitochondrial electron transport, cytochrome c to oxygen. The record is from RefSeq and is a predicted model, not a curated record. Gene Ontology annotation, cellular component: mitochondrial intermembrane space. NCBI's taxonomy places the organism in Eukaryota, Metazoa, Chordata, Mammalia, Eulipotyphla, Soricidae. The transcript has a single exon. Gene Ontology annotation, molecular function: electron transfer activity; heme binding.